Molecule: messenger RNA, 1344 nt
Organism: Kuraishia capsulata CBS 1993
Lineage: Eukaryota; Fungi; Ascomycota; Pichiomycetes; Pichiales; Pichiaceae
Exons: 1
Coding region: 1-1344 (447 amino acids)
Biological process (GO): NAD+ biosynthetic process
Cellular component (GO): cytoplasm
Molecular function (GO): pyridoxal phosphate binding; kynureninase activity
Source: RefSeq, a predicted model, not a curated record
AUGCCCUCAAGCGAUUCUGGUCUUAGCGAGGCUAUUGCACUGGACAAAUUGUCAGUGACUUACAGAGAUGAGUUCAAUAUUCCGACUGCGGAGUCUUUUGGAGGUACUGUCCCGGAGGUGCAAGGACCUAUAACUUAUCUGGCUGGAAACUCUCUUGGGCUGAUGCCUAAGGCGACAAGGAACGCCAUCAACGAUGAGUUGGACGCUUGGUCUGCCCGUGCAGUUGAUUCCCACUUUAGACAUCCGAUUGACGACGCUCACAACUGGAUGGAUGUCGAUCUGCCACUGGUCCCUUCCCUAGCCAAGAUUGUUGGUGCAAAAGAGUCCGAGGUUGCUUGCAUGGGAACGCUGACGAUGAACCUGAAUGCCUUACUGGCAGCUUUCUACAGGCCUACUGCCACAAGAUUCAAGAUUCUUUUUGAGAAAAAAGCUUUUCCUUCGGAUUUCUAUGCGUUUCUUAAUGCGGUGAAACUGCGUGGGUUCAGUCCGGAGGAGGCUUUGAUCCAGAUCGAACCCCGUAAAGGAGAGUUCACUAUUCGGACCGAGGAUAUAUUAGAGUCAAUUGACAAGAAUGGCGAUGAAAUUGCUUUGGUUUGUUUCCCCGGAAUUCAGUAUUACACAGGCCAGUUCUUCGACCUCAAGACCAUAACCGAUUUUGGUCACUCGAAGGGAUGUAUAGUCGGAUGGGAUUUAGCCCAUGUUGCAGGGAACAUCCCCGUCAAACUUCACGAUCUUGACGUGGAUUUUGCGUGUUGGUGCAGUUACAAGUACCUCAACUCCGGACCUGGAGGAAUCGGGUGCAUCUUCGUGCAUGAGCGUUGGUCGAAGGCCGAGACGCAGAUUCCCAGAGUCGCAGGGUGGUGGGGAAACAACCGGGAAAAACGGUUUGAGAUGUUGGAAGAGUUUGAUCCUAUUCCCAGUGCUUUGGGAUUCAGACAGUCGAAUCCAAGUGUGCUGGAUGUGGUGGCCCUCCACACAUCGUUGAAGAUGUUCGAGCGGGUUGGGGGAAUUGACGUUCUCUUCGAGAAGAGCAGGAAACUGACCAAGUUCCUCGAGGAUCAACUGCAUAAGAGCCCAUUCUACUUGGAGGCCGGGGAGCUCGAUAAUAAGGUCGGUUUCACGAUCAUAACGCCUACGGACCCCAACAGCAGGGGAGCACAACUCUCGGUUUUAUUCAGUUCGCACGCCCUGAUGGAGAAGGUAAAUAGCUAUCUACAGGCUCACGGAAUCGUUUGUGAUGAAAGAAAGCCGAGCGUCAUCAGAAUUGCACCCACCGCCCUCUACAAUACGUUUGAAGAUGUGUUCAGGACGGUCGAUGCGAUCAACACCGGAAUUUCUACAUAA